AUGUCUUUUAACGUACGAGAUCCGUUAAAGAUGAAUUACGCCAUAACGGAACCAGGAGAGGAAGUGGUGAUCACAGGAAUCUCUGGACGAUUUCCAGAGAGCAGGAAUAUAAUAGAGUUGAAGAACAAUUUGAUGAACAAGGUGGACCUCAUCACAGACAAUUCUACAAGAUGGGUACAAGAUCACGCGGAAAUCCCGAAAAGUGGCGGGAAAGUGACCGAUUUAACCAAGUUCGACGCCAUAUUUUUCGGUGUCCAUUACAAACAAGCUCAUACCAUGGACCCUAUGUGCCGGAUAUUGAUGGAACACGCUUACGAAGCCGUUAUAGAUGCGGGGAUAAAUCCUAAACUGUUCAAGGGUAGCAAUACCGGGGUAGUUAUAGGAUCUUGCGUCAGCGAGUCGGAGAAGACUUGGUUCUACGAAAAGUUACAAGCGAACGGUUUAGGUAUCACCGGAUGCAGCAGAGCCAUGCUGGCCAACAGGAUAUCAUAUUUCAUGGAUCUGCAUGGCCCGUCUUACACGAUUGACACAGCCUGCAGUUCGAGUAUGUUCGCCUUGGAUCAAGGUUACAGGUUGAUUCGAAAUGGAGUGUGCGACGCAGUGAUCGUGGGUGGCUCCAAUCUCUGCCUUCAUCCCUACGUAUCUCUUCAAUUCGCUCGUCUCGGAGUGUUAUCUCCUGAUUGUCGAUGCAAAAGUUUCGACGCGAGGGCGAACGGUUACGGGCGCAGCGAGGCGAUCAGCGUGAUCCUCUUGCAAAAGGCGAAGAAUGCGAAGAGAGUCUACGCGGAACUCGUCUACACGAAGACCAAUUGCGAUGGAUACAAGGAGCAGGGAAUCACGUUCCCUGCCAGCGAGAUACAGAAACAGCUUCUCACAGAUUUCUACAAGGAGUGCAACAUAUCACCUAACAAGUUGGCCUUCUUGGAGGCUCAUGGUACCGGAACCGCAAUCGGUGAUCCCGAAGAGCUGAACGCAAUCGAUAAAGUUUUCUGCCAGAACAGAACCACUCCUCUUAGGAUUGGCACCAUCAAGUCGAAUAUAGGGCACAGCGAACCCGCCAGUGGUCUUUGCUCGAUAGCCAAGGUAAUCAUCGCGAUGGAAAGCGGUAUAAUCCCGCCGAACAUAAACUUUAUAAGUCCUAUGAAGGGUGUGAAGUGCUUCGACGAGGGGAAAGUCGAAGUGAUCACGGAGCCAACCCCAUGGGAGGGUGGUUACGUAGGAAUAAACUCCUUUGGUUUCGGUGGCGCCAAUGCUCACGCGCUCUUGAAGUCCUACACGAAAGAUAAAGUGAACAAUGGAGCGCCUUCCGACGAUUUGCCGAGACUGGUGAUUGUAUCUGGCCGGACCGAAGAGGCAUUGGAAGUUCUCCUCGGUCAUAUCGAAAGUAUACCAGUAGACGUGGAAUACAUCCGAUUAUUGUACAACGUUUACUGCGAAAAUAUACCCGGUUACAUGUUCAGAGGGUAUACCAUAGUUGGAUCUAAGAUAUCUGAGAAACCGUCGAGGGAGAUUCAAGAAUAUUCCGACACGAAAAGACCGAUUUGGUUUGUUUUCUCUGGGAUGGGCUCGCAAUGGGCUGGAAUGGGGGAAGCAUUGAUGAGGUUCCCAAUCUUCGCCAAGGCUAUCCACAAAUGUGAUAAAGUGUUAAAGCCCCACGGUAUCGAUAUCAUCGACAUAAUCACUAAUAAGGAUAAAAAGAUUUUCGAUAAUAUUUUGAAUUCGUUCGUUGGAAUCGCUGCUAUUCAGAUCGGUCUCGUUGAUUUAUUAAUAAGCGUGGGUAUCGAGCCGGAUAAUAUGAUUGGCCAUUCCGUCGGAGAACUUGGCUGCGCUUACGCGGACGGAUGUUUCACGGCCGAACAAAUGAUACUCGCGGCCCAUUCCAGAGGCUUAGCUUCCAUCGAGACUAAAAUGAUCCAAGGAUCGAUGGCGGCGAUUGGCCUCGGAUACGAGGAGAUUAAAAAUAUAUGCCCGCCCGAUAUCGAAGUCGCUUGCCACAAUGGUCCUGACAGCUGUACGAUAAGUGGUCCAGCUCAAUCCAUGAAGGAAUUUGUUGCCACCUUACAGGCCAAGAACAUCUUUGCGAAAGAAGUGCCAUGCAGCAAUAUAGCUUAUCACAGUCGUUACAUCGCGGAUGCGGGGCCGAAAUUAUUGUCAUAUCUGAAGAAAGUUAUUCCCAAUCCAAAAGCAAGAAGUUCCAAGUGGGUGAGCACUUCCGUGCCGCAAAGUCAAUGGCACACGGAAGCUGCCAAAUAUUCUUCCGCGGAAUAUCACACGAAUAAUUUGUUGAAUUCGGUGUUGUUCGCUGAAACGGCGAUUAUGAUCCCAAAUGACGCUAUAACCAUUGAAAUAGCGCCUCACGGUCUCCUCCAGGCAAUUUUGAAAAGAUCUUUGGAUCAGAACGUGAUAAAUAUUUCGUUGAUUCACAGAAAUCACAAAGAUAACGCGGAAUACUUUUUGCAAGCGCUCGGAAAAUUGUACAAUAUUGGUCUCCAAUUACAACUCGCAAAUAUUUAUCCUCACGUAGAGUUCCCUGUUAGCCGUGGCACCUCCAUGAUCUCUCCUUAUAUCAGAUGGGAACACUCCGAGGAUUGGUACGUGGAAAUCAACACUCAACGUCAAAAGAUUACCAGAGCGGAACGAGUAAUCGAUAUUAAUCUCAAAGACGAAAAUUACGAGUACAUAACGCAUCACGUUAUCGAUGGAAGAAACUUAAUCCCGGCCAUGGGCUAUCUGGUCAUGGUUUGGGACAUGUUUAGUUUAAUGGAAGGGAAAUUUUGCGAUGAUAUGCCGGUUGUUUUUGAAAAUAUCAAAUUCGAACGUGCAACAAGCAUUUCCUCAACCGGUACCGUUUCGUUGAAAAUCAUAAUUCAAAAAGGAUCCGGAAGAUUCGAGAUAACAGAGGGAUCUGCAGUAGUAGCGACAGGUACAAUCCGCAUGGAAUUGAAUCCCAAACAAGAAAUGAUCGAAGAAAAGUUUCUCGCCAAGAUCGAGGACGAAGAAGUUCUGACCAAUAAAGAUAUAUACACGGAGUUAAGACUUCGUGGUUACGAGUAUGCCGGUCCAUUCUGUGCAUUGAAAAGCUCCUCUCUCAAAGCAACGAGAGGGCAUAUCGCUUGGAUGAAGAAUUGGGCCGUGUUUAUGGAUAACAUGUUACAAAUGAAGAUAUUAGGUUUUGAUACUAAAUCGUUGUAUGUACCAACUGCGAUUCGUAAGAUGGUGAUCGAUACGAAGUUUCACAAUACGAUUAUUCGACAUCUUACCGAGGAGAACAAUUUGAUCCCAGUCAUGGUAUACAACGAUUACGACAUCGUAAUGUCCGGCGGGAUCGAGAUUCGUGGAGUAAAGGCGAACGUUAUUCAACGACGUAAACAAAUGGACGUGCCUACCCUAGAAGAGUACAAAUUCGUGGCGAACCGUGACAGAGCGCAGAUAUCGAUGGAAGAGAUGAUCAUUUUGUCCAUCCAUCUCGCGUUGGAGUGUCACAGUAUAAACAAUCCAAAAAUCCUCGAACUGCUACACCAGAACGACAAAGUAUCCGCCGAGGAGAUCUUCAUUCCCAUCGUCGUCAAGAUGUUGAACAAUAUCGCGAUGAUUCGUCCAAGCUUGAUUCUGGCCGCAGACCCGAAACAACGCGAGGAAUUAUCGCUCCCCGAGCAUAACGUCUCCGUAAUUGAGCCGAAUAAAUUACCGGAGGACGGCAGCGUUUUCAUGGUAGCCGGCCACGACGUUAUAACGAGCAAGAGAAUAGACAUCUUGGAACAAUUUUUGCUCGCGAUAAGCAAUCACGGUUUUAUCCUGCUUCAAGAGAGCGACGCGAACGAGGAUAUUUUCUCAGCUCUUCGAACGUACAAUCUGAACAUCGUAUUGGAGAAGAGUUUCAACGACAAGAUCUUGUUGCUUCUGAAGAAAGCUGCGGAGAAACCACCUCAAAAGAUGGAAGUGGUGUACGUGAGGAACGACGAGUUCGGUUGGGUGGAGGAAGUGAAGGAAGUGAUGAAGAAGGAUAAAUACACGAACAAAGCGAUCAGAUUGAUAUUAGUCGCGGAAGGAGAUCUCGAGAAUGGUGUUCAAGGUCUGGUCAAGUGCUUGGUAAGGGAGCCUAACGGCGAAAUUGUGAGGACCGUGAUAAUCCAGGACGAAAAUGCGCCCAAGUUCUCGUUGGACGAUCCAUUCUAUUCCAAACAGCUCGACAUAGAUAUCGUUUACAACGUGUUGAGGCCAGGAAAAAUCUGGGGGACGUACAGGCACCUGCCUUAUCCGGAGCCGAAGCCAACUUUGAUCCCUCACGCCUAUGCCGAUCUGAAGGUAAGAGGAGAUCUGAAUUCCCUCCAGUGGAUAGAGGGCUCGAUUCAACCAGACAAGAAGAACGUGGUCAAGGUGGUAUACGCUUCUUUGAACUUCAGAGAUGUGAUGUUGGCCACUGGAAAAUUGAUGCCGGAAGCGAUAAUGAAAUCCAGAAUGGACAAUUGCUUUAUUGGCUUCGAAUUCUCCGGGAUCGAUGCAAAUGGGCAACGAGUGAUGGGAUUCGUGGACAGCAAGAGUAUAUCCAAUCUAGUCACACCCCAUGAAUUAACCGUAUGGCCCGUGCCAGAAGAAUGGUCCCUGGAAGACGCUGCGACCGUCCCAUCCGCUUACUUCACGGUUUUCUACGCCUUUUUCUACUUUGGAAAAUUAAAAAAGGGGGAGAAGGUUUUGAUCCACAGUGGAAGCGGGGCCGUCGGUCAAGCCGCCAUCAACGUGGCCCUAGCCGAAAACUGCGAGGUGUUCACAACGGUGGGCACUGCCGAGAAACGAAAAUUCAUCAGGGAGACGUUUCCUAGCAUAGACGACGAUCACAUUGGAAAUUCUCGGGACACAAGUUUUGAGCAGAUGGUGAUGAGGCAGACGCGUGGCAAAGGGGUGGACAUAGUUCUCAACUCUCUGGCUGAGGAUAAACUCCAGGCGUCGGUUCGUUGCCUGGGUUACCGCGGUCGUUUCUUGGAAAUUGGUAAAUUCGACAUGACUGUUAACAAUCAACUGGGAUUGGACAUAUUCUUGAAAGAAAUUAGCUUCCAUGCAGUGAUACUCGAUGCCAUAAUCUUUGGUUUUAUCAAAGAAAUACAGAAGGAAAUAUAUCACUUUAUCAAUAAGCAAUUGGCCGAAAGAAACAUCAAACCUCUGGUGAGAAAGUGCUUUGAAAAGAAUCAAUUGGAGGAGGCGUUUAGGUACAUGGCAGCAGGCAAACAUAUCGGAAAGAUUCUGAUUAAAAUAUCGGAUGAGAACACUCCUGUAACCACGCCGAUUCUUGGUUAUCCUCGUUUCAACGCUUUCGAGGAUAGAACUUACUUAAUCGUAGGCGGUUUAGGGGGAUUAGGCCUAGAGUUUUCGGACUGGUUGAUCUUCCACGGCGCGAAGAAUCUAGUGUUGGUUUCUCGAAACGGGAUCCAAACUGGUUAUCAAAGAAUGAAGGUAGAGAUGUGGAAGUUUUACGGUAUCAACGUUUCGAUCAUCUCUGGCGUGGAUGCAUCGAAAUCAGAGGAUUGCGAGUUUAUACUGAGAUCUGCAGAGAAACAGGCGCCCGUGGACGGUAUAUUCAACCUGGCAGGCUUGUUGAAAGACGGUUUCAUGGUGAAUCAAACCGUGGAAUCGUUCGAGAAAGUUGUAAAACCGAAAGCCACGAUCACCAAAAAUCUGGACGUGCUCUCGAGAAAGAUCUGUCCGAAACUUCGCCACUUUGUUGUAUUUUCCUCCAUCGCGUGCGGGAAAGGUAAUAUCGGUCAAAGUAACUAUGCGUUCGGAAAUGGAAUAAUGGAGAGAAUAUGCGAGAAAAGAGUGGAGGAAGGCCUCCCCGGAAUGGCUAUUCAAUGGGGCCUUAUAAAAGACGUCGGUCUCGCUGCAAAAGUGUUGAAGAACAAACAGGUAAUCAGUGGGACCAUACCUCAAAGCAUACCGUCAUUUUUAGAAGAAUUGGAGAAAUUCUUGUGUCAUAGUAAACCAAUCGUGUCUAGCUUAGUGAUUGCAGAUAAACAAGGUAACGUAAAAGAAGUUACGAAUGUUCUUGAAGCAGUGAUGAAUAUCAUGAAUAUAAAGGACUUGAAGAGAGUGAGGCAGACUGCUUCCCUAGCUGAAUUGGGUAUGGAUUCUAUGAUUGCCGUAGAGAUAAAACAGACUCUAGAAAGAGACUUCGACAUGUUUCUAAGCGCACAAGAGAUUAGAGUCUUGAACAUAGCCAAACUUGUGGAAAUGUCUGGGAAAAAUAUGAAAAAUAAAGAAUCGGUUAAAGAAUCGUUGAAUAUUGAGACAGAAAAAUUGAGCGGCAUCAAACUGUUUAUCAAAAGCUUGAACGUUUCGAUAUUACAAAAUCAGUAUUUCAUAGAGCUUCCUAUUAAAUGUGGUGAAAAAAAGAACGAAGUAUUUUUUAUAUCAGGUCUCGAAGGCUCUCACAUUACUUUUUCCUCGUUAAUUCCAAUGUUAAAAGUACCUGCCACUUGUUUGCAAUUAGGAAUACACGACGUUGCUAAUAGCAUAGAAGAAAUGGCCGAAUGUCUUUUGCCCCAUGUUUUAGCAAGGAGCAAAGAUCGUAGAGAUUUCAACAUAGUUGCAUAUUCAUACGGAUCGGUUAUAGCCAUGGAACUAGUUAGGAAAUUAGAACCUUACAUUCUAAUCGGACAUCUCACGUUAAUUGACGGAUCUCCCGAAUACAUGAAAGCUAUAAAGUCACAAUAUUUUGCGGUAUCUACGGAAAACGAGUAUCAAAAUAAAUUCCUCAUCGAAAUAUUAAGCGUCAUUAAAUCACCCACUAUCGAAAAGUUCAAAUUUGAAUUAAACAAGUGUAAUAAUUGGAACGAGAAGUUGGAUAUAUUAGUUAAACACUCGACCGAGAAUAUUUUUAAGAUGUACUCGCCAGAAAUUUUAAAAGCUAUUGUAUCGUUUAUUUAUAAACGACUUUGUGCGUUGGACAAAUACGAUCCUAUUUCCUUACCGCCUCUUAGAACAUCUAUUACGUUGUUGACACCAACGGUACCGGCUAUAGAAGUAACAGAUCCAACUUAUGGAUUACAAAAGUUAACUAAUGGAACCGUGACAGUGCACAAAAUAGAAGGAAAUCACAAUUCCAUGUUGAAUAAUAAAAAAAUCGCAGCGAUUAUUAAUGGCGAACCUUUGGAGGAUGAGGAAAUGUUUAAGAAAAAUUUAAAACUUUCCAAAGUCUAAAUUAAAAUCGUAGACAAGGACUAAGAAACUUUAUCGUAAAAACUUAUUAAAUUAAAGAAUAUAUCGUAAAAAAAGGUAAUAUAAUAUAAUAUAAUAUAAUAGCAUGAAUAUAUAUGUUCAUUCUUUAACGAUAUAUCUAUUAUUAUCUAUAUAUCACUUCUCAUUCACAAAUAAAUAAAUAAAGAAUUAAAUGUAAUGUUAUCAUAUUUUUAUGCAAAAUCAUACAAUUGGAAACAUAUCAGAUAUUGAUAUGUCAGAUCACCCCCAUAUGACAAACAAUGGAUCAUCAUUCAUGCAACAAAUUGAAUUAUAUAUAAUACAACCUUAACAUCAUAGAACCUUAAGAUUACGUUGUAUACAUAUACAUACUGUAGAAAUAAAAUUACAAUACAUUAGACAUUGGAUAAUUUUCCGAAGUGAUUUAAAGUAUCCGGAAAUUAUCUUAUAUUUAUUGAGAAGGAUUCUGUUUGACCAUAAAAUUUAUCGUUAUCUUUAUUUUCAUUUUUAGUCUUCAUGUAGAAAAUUAUAAAGAAAAUUCUAAAUUUUGAUCUAUAUCAGGA
Messenger RNA from Apis laboriosa (Himalayan honeybee), 7751 nucleotides. Its product is annotated as fatty acid synthase-like. The record is from RefSeq and is a predicted model, not a curated record. Gene Ontology annotation, biological process: fatty acid biosynthetic process. The transcript has 19 exons. Gene Ontology annotation, molecular function: phosphopantetheine binding; 3-oxoacyl-[acyl-carrier-protein] synthase activity; oxidoreductase activity. Lineage: Eukaryota; Metazoa; Arthropoda; Insecta; Hymenoptera; Apidae. Bases 1 to 7191 code for a protein of 2396 amino acids.